Messenger RNA from Aedes albopictus (Asian tiger mosquito), 945 nucleotides. RefSeq lists its product as uncharacterized. NCBI's taxonomy places the organism in Eukaryota, Metazoa, Arthropoda, Insecta, Diptera, Culicidae. The record is from RefSeq and is a predicted model, not a curated record. The transcript has 3 exons. Bases 3 to 812 code for a protein of 269 amino acids.
GGAUGACUCGGCAGCGCAACGCGAAGCCGAGAAAUCGAAGAACAGCGAGUAGCCUGCUGGAAAUCGAAGAACUGGAAGAUGGAACAAAGGUAAAGGCUGAGCUGCACCCAUCGAUGAACGAGUGCAAGGGGGUGAUCAGGUGCCCGGCGCUGGCAAACCGACCUGACGAUGAUGUAAAAGAAAAGCUUAACCUGCAAAAAAUUCUCCAGAGUACCAGGAAAGGGAAACGGUGUAUACGUCCUCAACUGAAAGUCUACGAGGGGGCUAAGCGCGUCAUAAAAUGCCCUGCCAUUCGGAACAAGAAAGAAGACGUGAUCCCGAAACACUUUGAAGCGCAGAAGGUCACUCCAAUAAUUGAUUCAUCUAAGGUCACACGGCCGGAGCAUGCCGCCACAAUAACCAUAGAGGUAAUCUGGCAGUGCACCAAUAAGGCGGCAUGCGGGACAUGCGGCAAAGAGCACACUGGGCGCUGCCAGGGGCAACCGAAGUGCGCUAACUUGGGGGGGUGUCCUGCUUGGAAGCAGGAAAUCGCCAUUCGCAGAAAAGCAGUCACUAAAGGGAUCAGCAUCCAGGCGGCCCGGGCGCAGCACAAGAAGACGAACAAAGAUUACCUCCCACUACGGCGAGGAACACCGGCCGAACCGGAAGAAGGUGUUGCGGGCCCCUCAGGGAUCUUCCCAGCACCGCCUAAACGCCGACAGUGGUGCAGAGAAGCGAGUCGGAUGACUCGGCAGCGCAAAGCGAAGCCGAGAAACCGAAGAAAAGCGAGUAGCCUGCUGGAAAUCGAAAUCUGGAAGAUAGAACAAAGGUAAAGGCUGAGUUGCACCCAUCGAUGAACGAGUGCAAGGGGGUGAUCAGGUGCCCGGCGCUGGCAAACCGAACUGACGAUGAUGUAAAAGAAAAGCUUAACCUGCAAAAAAUUCUCCAGAGUACAAGGAAAGGGAA